Peniophora sp. CBMAI 1063 is the source of this 2853-nucleotide messenger RNA. NCBI's taxonomy places the organism in Eukaryota, Fungi, Basidiomycota, Agaricomycetes, Russulales, Peniophoraceae. The record is from the annotation of a GenBank genome assembly.
AUGGACGCCUGGGUUCCCAAUGUUUCUGCGCACUCGCAGGCCUCCGGACGGAAGAAGUCUAAGAUAAAGCAGGCUGAUGCCGAGGCGUCUUCGAGGCAGCAUGUUGUUCUCGAAACUGGCUCUCGUCCACCCCUUGUCCUCAGAGAAGCGAGCAAGCGGCUCGAAUGGUCAAGCUUUCUUAGCCCUGAUUCCGCCAAACGGCUGCGUACUGUCCGAAGCAACAAUGCACACCCGCUAUUCCCACCUAGCCGACCUGUGGCACCUUCGGCGUCUGGACUACCGCUCAGACAAAAAGCCGAACAACAGGCGCAUGCUCUCAGGACAUUCUAUCCCGACGUCGAUAUACCGUCGGACUUCAUGCGCGAUCAAAUCACGGCCGACGCGCAUUACACGGAGGCGCUUGAAACCUUCGACCCGUUUGCGGGCAACAUGAUGGAUGUAGUCUAUCAUCCUGGCACUGUACAGGGAACUGGGCUGCUUGCUUUCCCCAUGGGCGAGACCAAUGCCGACCUGAACCUAUCACUGGUCGUGGUUUCUAAGACAGGAGAAGUAUCAUUCAAGCCAAACACGAGAGUAGCCCAGCACUUCAGCACCCCCAUACGCAGCUUGCAUGUAGAACAAUCUACGGACUCGAAAGGCCUUGUCGUCCGGACGAUGUCUUCUGCACACGUUUUCCAGAUAGGUCGAACGGCCGAUCUGAAAGAAUUGGCUAACUUCAAUCGCAUAAACCUCGGAGACCGCUUUGCUGCAGAUGUCAAUGCAGACUUGACUGCGGGGGUAGCUACGGUGGUCAACGAUGUCGGUGAAAUCUAUCGUGGGCGCUUCGGGCAGUCGUUCGAUAGCGUACGUAAGAGUGGAAAGGGCUCGUCACUUGAUGGUGAUCGUUUCUAUCGCUUGGGGAGGAGUCGCAUUGGUGACAACACCUUCGUGUUAUCUGCGGGCUCUCUAAUUAGUAUCGACUUUCGUACAGGAGACGUUGGGCCAUCCUUGUUCUCACUCGAAGACAAGAAGGACGUCCUCACUUCGCUAGCGAGCAGCUCUCACCCUGGAGACAACCUCGUCCGACUGACAACGACCUCCGAGAUUGUCUGGCUCGACGAGCGCUAUGCCGUCCGACCAGUGUUCUCAUACAAGCACGGUCGGGCCUAUGAUCGGACUUUACAAGCUGCCAUCGUCAAUACCGGUCCUUCGCCUCGCACGAUACUGCACUCUCGCAAGAACAACCUUUUGUCAAUCUACGAUGUCUCUCAGUCCGGUUUUGACUUGGUUCGGGAACGCUGUCUUCCGUAUACUCUGGCGACCUCUGCUGGGCAUGAGACGCAUUGUGGCUUUCACUUUCUUGAUCCUCCCUUCGGCGCACAGUCGGAUGCGUUACAUGUUCUCCGGCUCUCGACACGCGGCGCUAUCUCCCAGUCAACGCUUUCAUGCAGGGAAACAUCGGAAGCCGAUGAAGACGAAGUUGUGUCGGACGUAGUCGUGGAAUGGUCCAACGAUAUCAAGGAGCUUGAGACUCGCGUCGGGAAGAUUGGUGCCGGGCAGAACCCGAUGAGCAAGCGCAGUCAUAACGUUGUGGAUUUCCGGCGGGAGUAUGAUGAGCACUUCAUGCCGCUCACGUCUAAGGAUGAGCCCUCCGCAGACGAACUUGCCGAUACGCUCGAGAAGAUGCCUUAUGUGUGGCAACACUUCGACGAGCCUCCUCAUGGGAUGAUGACGCUUUCAGACAUCGCACUGCGUUCAUCAGACGUAGAACGAGGCAGCACACGCGCCGACUCCCUCGCGCAACAUUCUCUCUCCGGCGUAAGAGGAUACCGCGCCGUCGAACAGCAACGCCUGCCCACAGACCAAUUGGCUCAGCGCGCACCAUGGCACACCAGUAUCGCCCCCUUCCUCCAGCGCUACGUCCCGGAUGCUCCGGGAGAUGGCACAUUACCGAACCUCUCGAAGUACAACCUGAAAGAGGACGACCAUCGCUCGGGCGCAUCGCUUCGCCGCGAGCGCACGGCGGCGCAACAGCUCGCGCUCGAUCUAGCGCUUUCGUCGCAUGUCUACGCGCCUCAUGCAUUUACUUCGACCGCCGAGGAGAAGGCGCCGCCCGCGCCUCUGGAGGACGAUAUCGACGCAAUGUCCCGCGCAGCAGGCGCUAUGAAGCUCGCAGACGACGACCCAGCGUCUAAAGUCCCCCCAGUCCGCUUCGGCUUUCUCAGACCUUCAUUCAAGCCCGAUUCCUCCCGCAAGAAACGGCGAACUGGUAGCAAAGCGCGCAAGAAUGCCGAAGAGGGUGGAGAAGAAGGCGAGGAGGAGGAGAAAGACCACGAGAUCCCGUUGGGCGUGCGGUUGUUGUUGUCGGAGUGGGAGGUCGGGACGGAUCCGGAGAAGUAUGAGUAUGUUGAUCCGUAUGGGGUUGAUGGGGAGGCUCCGCGGACGGUUUUGACGCGUCAGGGUGCUUCGGAGUCGCAAGCGCCUACGCAGGGGCAGACGCAGCAGAGUAUACCAGGACCAUCGCAGGGUCGCGUCCCCCCAGUAGUUGCCGCUAGCCAAAGACUCGCGACAGUCGCCAGUCAGCGACCGCCCACGAUCAUGCCGAGCUCGCAGCCGCCCGUCAUCCAGCGCGCGGCACCUCCGACCGUACAGCGUGCAGGGCCAAGUACGCUCGGGAAGACGCCGAGCAUGGGCGCUUUCUCACUCUCGCAGACGCAAGCGGAGCCCAGCCAAACACAGGCUUCGCAAGCAUCACAAGUCAUGCCGAGCACGCAGGUCAUGCCUGGUCCGUUUGGAGGACGACCGGGUGCACGGACUGGAUUGGGAGCUGGAGGGGCGAAGAAGCCUGUGAAGAAGAGGAGGGGAGGGUUCUGA